Acaulospora morrowiae is the source of this 668-nucleotide messenger RNA. The record is from the annotation of a GenBank genome assembly. NCBI's taxonomy places the organism in Eukaryota, Fungi, Glomeromycota, Glomeromycetes, Diversisporales, Acaulosporaceae.
AUAAAAUUGUAUUCGCUCCUCCAAAAAUGAGUUUUGCGUCAUCUUCCGUGGGAGGAUUAAAAAACACUGAAGAUAAGAUAGCCCAAGCGAAGAACAGCAGGUCUGAAGGAUUGCGACAACGUCAAGAUGAUGUAUCAUUUCCGAGGACUGGCAUCAAGGAUCCUGAGAUCCGGGCGCCCCGUGGACCUACGGGUGGACGGGGAUUCGUAGGUAGGGAAGCGCUUCGAGAUCGUACCCUAACUGAAAAGACACUUAAAGAUUCAACCGCGUCUCUACAUAACACUCAUGGGAGAGGAUUUGGUCACUCACGUUCUCAAGAAACGACCAGGAAUAAUCGAAGAGACGGUGGAGUUAGCGGGAAAGAUUAUUUGGGUAGAACAAAUUAUUCUAGACAUCAAUAUUCAGAUGAUAAGUCAGAAACACCCGAAUGGAUGAAUUAUAACCCACUGACUGACGAAAAUUCUAAGCACGGAGAAAAUGGUGAUUUCGAAGAUAAAAGACACUUUGACAUGCAAGCUUGGAAAUCUUCGAUGAAAGAACAGGAUAAAGAAAGAAAAGACAAGGAAAGGAUGAGAUCUGAUAAAGAGAGAAAAGAGAGUGGCGAGAAAGCAAGAGCUCGAAGUGUUUCCCGGGCUGACAGUAGUACAUCUUGGCGACCAGGAAAUAAA